Molecule: messenger RNA, 1523 nt
Organism: Amoebophrya sp. A120
Lineage: Eukaryota; Dinophyceae; Syndiniales; Amoebophryaceae
Source: the annotation of a GenBank genome assembly
AUGCAACUGAAAUCUGUUGUAUUUACCUGGAUCUCUUUGCUUAUAUCAUGUAUUUUUCGGCCUUUUGCUCACGGUGGAGCGCCCGCCCACGUUAUCGGAACAGGGGAUGAGGCGUUGGCAUCCAUUCCUGCUGAGGCAGUCUCACGAAUCCAGAAAUUUCUCUCCGGUGACGAACUGAUGCGGCGCAAAGCUCAGGCGAAGCAACGACUUCAGCGAUUUCGGACGGAAUUCGAGCAUGCUCAUCCCGACAGCAGGCCCCACGACAUGCUUCCUGCGCUACUGGAGUUUUUGGCAGGCACGAUCGCCGAGCGGCGUCCGAGGCACUCUAAUCCGUCCAAGCUGGCACUGUUGCACCGAAGCAUGCAAUCGACGGUAGCUCAACUGAGCACAGCCUCGCCUGCGUUUCAGCCCAAAAAAAGCUAUCUCUGCGCGCCACAGUGGGCGCCCGGAUCUUUUCUGCGCGCGAAACACCGAAACGCGGAAACCGGUCGUGUACUGGAGGACUGGGAAUACAGCGGUGGCUUUCAAUCGUGGACAUUCGAGGGACUACCAACUCAACUCACAACGCCGAUGUGGGCAGACCAAUUUCCGUUGGUGUUCGCACAGGACGUAGCCAGCGAAUGCAGGCUCCGGCAGGCAAUGUCGGAGAUGAGAGAGCGAGCAGCAGAAACUUUUUUCUCUACCGUUCCUCCCGUCGACCAGCUGAGCGCCACUGUAGUCGACAGACAACUACACCAACAGGUAGCGCACCAAUCUCCCGACCGCCUUGCUCACGCGCGACCGACGUCGCAGCGACCUGCUGGGGCAGGAACUUCAACAGCAGCAAAUGAUACCAUUGCGGAGCAGUCGCAUAGUCCCGCUUUCGUCGGUUCCAUGAUGAACUACGCCCUGCACGUGGAACAAGAUCCGACGUGCUUCGGCGCAACGCCAUGGACGGUAGAAGCACUACUUAGGCUCGUGAGACAGCCCCAUUACUACAUUCCGCGAACGUGGCUGGUCGCCGACGCGGGCGGAGUUUUCACCCUGAUUAAAUGCGGUUCGCGGAGUCGGAAUGUGUUUCUUGAUGCACACACCAUCGACGGCUGCGAAGCUACAGUGUGCUCCAUCCUCAGAUAAGUAGUUGGCGCGGGCCUACUUCCAUGGGAGAGAAUCUGGGGCCGGGGGUGCCGACAAAUGGCCAAAGUGAUCUAGUCUGAGCAAUCAGAGGCACCCGCGAUUUGCUGGGAAGGACAGAGUCAUCGCAAGGGCGCAUUUGUGCAAUUAAUCUCAUCUGACUACUCGGCAUUGUUUGCGAAAAAGAAAAGCACAUAUGGAACGGCUUUGAUUUGCCGUCUUGGCAACAUUGUCCCUUCGGGACCUUAUCGAUCUCUUGCAGAAGGAAGCAGUGGCAGUGUCGAUCUGCGCUUCCUUGUACACGAAAAGAAAGAGUCAAAUUGCGACGAUGUCCGCGGUGCUUUUCUGCGUGAAUGAAACUAUCGGCAAUUGAUUAUGUGUUCGUCACCUUGCGGAUAUCUUGUUUGAAG